This is a messenger RNA of Spinacia oleracea (spinach), 1431 nucleotides long. RefSeq lists its product as uncharacterized. The transcript has a single exon. The record is from RefSeq and is a predicted model, not a curated record. NCBI's taxonomy places the organism in Eukaryota, Viridiplantae, Streptophyta, Magnoliopsida, Caryophyllales, Amaranthaceae. The coding region runs from base 1 to 1431 and encodes 476 amino acids.
AUGCCUGAAAUCUCUACUGAAACUCCUUCUUCUUCUUCUACUCAACAAUUCAAUUCUGCGAUCAAUUACAAUGAUCCGUAUUUCUUAUCUUCUUCUGAUAAUUCUAACUCUCAGCUUGGUCAAAUUAUCUUCAAUGGGGAUAAUUACCUCAAUUGGAGUCGGAGUGUUCGUCUCGCACUUGGAGCGAAGAAUAAACUUGGCUUCGUUGAUGGAUCUUUGUUGCGUCCUUCUGCUGAUUCUUCGGAUCUUCAAAAAUGGGUCAGGAACGACUAUAUGGCCACUGGUUGGAUCCUCUGUUCUAUGGAGAAGAGCAUUGCUGAGAGCUUCAUCUUCAAUCAUUCGGCUCGAGAUCUUUGGCUUGAGAUGCAGGAGAGGUAUGUCCAUUCUAAUGCUCCACAGUUAUAUGAAAUUCAUAAGAAGUUAAUGUCAAUUGAACAAAAUGAUGAUUCGAUUGCUGUGUACUAUGGAAAACUCAAGCAAGUCUGGGAUAAAUUGCAAAUUCUAGAGCCAUUUCCAGAUUGUACUUGUGGUGCUAUGUUAAGCUGUAGUUGUGGAUUGUUGAAAAAAAAUUUAGAGGCAGAUCAACUGAAAAAAUUAAUUCAAUUGAUUACUGGUCUUAAUAAGGACUAUGAUCAAGCUAAAAUCAAUUUGCUGAGUAUGGACCCCUUACCAUCUGUUAAUAGAGCCUAUCAUUUACUUCAACAAAUUGAGAAGCAAGGUGCUCUAAAUCUGGUUUCUCAUUGUUCAGAAAUGAGUGCACUAUUGUCUGUUCACAAUCAUCAGCCUAAUAGAGUUUCAUCUAGUUCUCCUGGUCAACGGAGAGACUAUAGAGAUUCUUUUAAGAAGCUGAAAAUUGAUAGGUUUUGUGAUCACUGCAAGAUGAAAGGUCAUACUAAGGAUGUCUGCUUCAAAAUUGUUGGCUAUCCGGAGUGGUAUAAAGGAAGCAAGAGUCAAGGUUCUCAAGGAAAUAAGUUCCAUAAUUCUCAGAGAUUUGCGGGAUCUGUUCAAGAUAAUACUUCUGCUGGAAUUCUUGGUGGCUCACCUCUAGAUUUUGAAAUUGGGUCUACUUCUGGUUCACAAAAUGCUGUUGGUGCAAAUAAUGUUGUUGAUCCUCAGGUUUUUUCUGCUCUUUACAAGGAGUUUGUGAAGAUAAUGCAGUCAUCAAAAGCAUCUUCAGUCGAGUCACAUGAUUCUGCAGUUAACUUCGCAGGUACCUUAUCUGCCAGUAAGACUUCUAAAUCUUACUUAUCUGUUAAUGAGCAUGUUUGGAUAGUUGACACAGGAGCAAGCGAUCAUAUGGCUUUUCGUUUAGACAUGUUUGCUAACACACGCAUGCUUAAACAACCCAUAAAAAUUGCCUUGCCUGAUGCUACAUAUAAACUGGUUGAUACUAUUGGAGAUAUUGUCUUGACUUCUGACAUUAUGCUGUAA